GUGAGGCAGCAAGGAGGGUGGCUUGUCAUCAGUCCGAGCCUUCGCAUACCGUCAACAUGUUGACUAAGGUGUUUGUUGCAGUCGCCCUGGUAGCUAUGGCUGGAGCUGCCCCCACCGAUGUAUAUGGUCAUCAGGAAGACUACAAAUCUCAGCCGAUACCAUACCAAUUCGGCUAUGGUGUUCACGACGACUAUUCUGGCAACGAUUUCGGACAAACAGAGACAUCUGAUGGCCACACUGUCAAGGGAUCGUACUCCGUCAAACUGCCUGACGGUCGCAAACAAAUCGUGAACUACAUCGCUGAUCACAUCGGUGGAUACAGGGCAGAAGUGACCUAUCAGGGCAAGGCACAUCACCCUAGUCAUGCAGUACAUGCCGCACCAUCUUACCACUCCGAACCAGCUUACCACUCCGAACCAACUUACCACUCCGCACCAUCUUACCACUGAGGCUCACAAAAACAAUGUUAAUAAAACCUGCAGAAAGAACAAA
Messenger RNA from Macrobrachium nipponense, 492 nucleotides. RefSeq names its product cuticle protein 21-like. The transcript has 4 exons. Lineage: Eukaryota; Metazoa; Arthropoda; Malacostraca; Decapoda; Palaemonidae. Gene Ontology annotation, cellular component: extracellular matrix. The coding region runs from base 57 to 449 and encodes 130 amino acids. The record is from RefSeq and is a predicted model, not a curated record.